AUGCUUUCAACAAAGACAACAACUGACUUAGCGGAUUCUGAGCACAAUUAUGCCAUUGCUAGCACUAAAAAGGUAGAUGCUCUUUGUGACGCAGCUGAACCAUGUUCAACGAACCAAGCAACGUUAUUCACAGACGAGAUACCGCAGGCCACCGGCCAAAAUUGUUGCUCUUUAUCUAAUAACAAGCCCUUCCCUGGAGUAAAUAACACAGAGAAAGAAUAUUCGAGUUUUGAUUCAGUAAUCAGUGCCGACACGUUUCCCGAUCCUGUUCAUUCAUGUAUGGAUUUAAAGACCAAUAAUGCAAUAGAAGGUGAUUCGCAGAAUGACUCGGUAAUCAAUGAUGACAUAUUUACUCCCCAAUCAUGUAAUGUAAGCCACAACACCGAUCCACCGGAAUUCGGUGAAAUUCAUGAUAAAGGUAAAAUUAAUCCGAUAAAACCGCCUAAGCAAACUGCAGAUAUUCAAGCAUCAUGUUUGGAUAUGGCGGAAUCACUAUUAGUCCCAGAACUAGAAUCAGUACCAGCAGAAAAAUUUUGUAAAACUCAGAAUUCCGAAAAUUAUGAUGCUGAGAAAUUCGAAGAUGAAAUUUUUAAUCCCUUCAUGGCAACUUCAUCGAAGAAAUCCGGUACAAAGCUGCCCGCAAAAUCGGCACAAUCCAAGUUUGCCACUGAUGAUCCAAACCCCAAUCGACCACCGACGUCGGAUGAGAUAUUAUUUAGUGUUCCGCAUCUUCCAAGGUUUAGCGUUCGUCAGCAUCCUACAGGGGAAAAUCUAGAGCUAUCAUUGAUGAAACGAGAAAUCGAAAUGCGUCUUCGUGUCAACGAGAUGUCUUGGGUUACCCAACGAGCGAUUCGAGAGGAAAGCUCUCGAGUAAAGAAGGUUUGUAAGAAUAAUUUGGAAUUACAACAACGUCUGGAACGUUAUGAUGAGAAGCUGACCUCUAAUCAGCUAAUAUUGGAUUACGAUAAAGAGAAAAAAACUUUCAUUAGAGUGCACCCUGCACUGGUAACAAGAAUGAAACCUCACCAAAAGGAAGGAGUAAAAUUCAUGUACGAUUGCUGCUACGCAAAUGCAUUGGAUAGUAAGAAGUCCAAAGGAUCGGGUUGCAUUCUAGCUCAUUGUAUGGGCCUGGGCAAAACUCUACAAGUGAUUGCUUUAAUAAACACGGUAAUCAGCUAUUCACAAAUGGACACCAAACGUAUCAUAAUUGUUUGUCCAAAAAGCACUGUGAUGAAUUGGAACCAAGAAUUUCGCGACUGGCUCGCAGAUGUGGAUUGCAACGUGCGCCUGCUUAUUUCAUAUUUCCCGGAUGCAUCCAACAUUUACAAAAAACUGGAUGUCUUGAAGAGUUUCUUCGACGUGUCAGGCAAAACCGCUAGUUGUUUGUUAAUUGGCUACGAAGCGUACCGUUCCUUAGUCUUCUACGAUUCCAAGAAUAAGCAUGGGGAGCAACAAUCCGACCGCAUUCGUGCCGAUGUUCGUCGUUAUUUGAUCAAUCCGGGUGCGGACUUGAUCGUUCUUGAUGAGGGCCAUAUAAUAAAAAACCGAAAGUCGAUGACCAACCUAGCAUUAGCCGAAGUUGCUACAAAACGAAGAAUCAUUCUUACUGGUACUCCAAUUCAGAACAAUCUGAAUGAGUACUUUUGUAUGGUGAGUUUUGUGAAGCCUGCCUAUUUGGGUAACGAGCGCGAAUUCAACGAACACUACGCCAAACCGAUUAAAGAAGGACAACACAAAGAUUCUAAUCCUGUUGAAAUAAAAUUAAUGAAAAUGAAGUCGUACAUACUUCAUAAACAUCUAACAGAAUUUGUUCAUCGUAAGGAGUUUUCUGUACUAAAGGAGUUUUUGCCCAAGAAAUAUGAUUUCGUCAUAUACGUGCCCCUAACACCGGUACAGGAAGAUUUGUAUGAAGACUACCUGCGAAGAUAUCCAUUUAAACGGGAUAUUGGUGGUUUAAACUUGCUGGAAGAUUAUACUUUUCUGCGUAAGAUUUGGACUCAUCCAAUCGUAUUGGAGCAAGCUUGGGAAAAUGCUAUGAAGAGAAAGUAUGGUAUUGUAGAUAAAAAGCGUACCGUACGCGGUUUUGAUAGCAGCUCUGAAGACGAAGAUGCCGACGACAAUUGCCGUUCUAUCACUAACGCCUGGUGGAAGCAGUUUAUCAGUGCAGAUGAUCUUGAAUCAAUUUUCCCAAGUAAUAAGAUGUUAUUACUGUUUGAAAUUUUGAAAAUGUGCCAAGAGCGCGGUGAAAAAUGUUUGAUAUUUUCCGGUUUUGUAAUGGUUCUAAACAUGGUAGAAUAUUUCAUGAAGAAAAUCGAUGAACAAGACGCAAAUCCGAAGGCUGAACUCCAUGGAUUAUCUCGUUUUCGUGGGCCGUGGCGCCCAGGAAUGGACUACUAUCGUAUUGACGGAGGCACGGCUAAAUCUACCCGCCACGAAAUGGUUACAAAAUUUAACGAUUUGAAUAACCGUAUAACACGUGUGUUCUUGAUUUCGACUAAGGCCGGUGGGCAGGGCAUAAACUUAGUUGGUGCUAAUCGGGUAGUUAUUCUGGAUACUUCUUGGAAUCCCGCUGUUGAUCAGCAAGGAAUCUUCCGCAUCUACCGUUUGGGUCAAACGAAAACUUGUUACAUUUAUCGGUUACUGGCAGUUCAUACAAUGGAAGAAAAAGUAUACUCUCGUGCAGUUACUAAACAAGCAACAAGUCAUCGAGUGGCGGACAAGAAACAGGUCGAUCGAAACUAUAAUAUGGCGGAACUAGAGGAGUUGUAUCAUUUCGAACGUGUGGAUAUGGCUGCUCGCGAGGAUCCUCCUCCUGCCGAAGAUGAUCUUCUAUCCGUGCUACUGUGGAAAUAUCCCAAGCUCAUCUAUCGAUAUCACACCCAUGAAAUGAUGCUGGACAAUAAAACGGAAAAGGAUCUUACUGAGCUGGAAAAAAGAUUAGCUUGGGCUGAAUUUAAAAAGAAAGGUCUUACGACUAGUCUUGGUGAGCCAUUCAGUCAAAUUGAUUCUCAGUUUGAUUCGGAUUCCCAGGCUAGUUUUUCAACCGUCGAAAACAAUCUCAACCAGAUUUACGACCCUUUCGACAAUUAUUUCUCGCGAAUUACCCAUGCCUUGAAACAACCCGUUGUUGAUUUAGUGAAAUCCGAAAAUAAAUCCAGUAUUUUUGGAGAUGAUCCGUACGAGGGUUCAAGUAUCGGAUCGAAGAGUAUUAUCGCUGAACAACGAAUUAAGUACGAACCGAAAAUGCAAUCUCAGACCACACUAUCGUCACAUUUAAAUAUAGCCAAAGACGAAAUAGACCUCUUACGUGAGCUUGAAGAAAACAGUUCGCGCACCAAAAGUGCUUCCAGUAUUUUUGGAGAAGAUCCCUACGAAGAUGCAAGUACCGGGUCGAUGAGUAUUAUCGAAGAACAACGGUUGAAGUUUAAACUUAAGCAAUUAAAGACGUCACCAUCGUCGCGUUUAAAUAUAGCCAAAGCUGAAAUAGACGUCUUACGGGAGCUUGAAGAAGACAAUUUGCGCAAUAAAAACGAUUUCUCCACGACACAAGAAGAGUCUCGCAGUUAUACGGAAGGAAGUUCUCAGUUAUUUGCAUCAGAAUUGAUCGAUUCACACAACGUUCCAUACGAUGAAGAAGAAGAGUCAACCGAAGAAUCGCUCCAGCUACCAAUCCAUGAGGACAGCCUAUUAGAUGCUAAGGAAUCUCAGUUCGAUUUCGACUCACAAGAGAGCGGACAGUAUAGCACAUUAUGCUCGUUGAUAGAGUAUGAUCCUGUUGGUGACACUCAAGAAUUUAAUUCAUCCAUUGUCACCGAUACACUAUCGUCGAACGAUGCGACCAUCGUGGAACCUACUUAUGAGAAUUUUAAAGCUAAUAUGUUACAGGAUAAGAAAGUAGUGACGAGCACGGCCAAUUCUCCGGUUGUUGUGGUGGAAGUUGUAUCCAGUUCGCCAUUUCCAAGUCGAGAACCUGUGAUGACCCGUGCUAUGAAGCGCAAAAUAGUUGCAGUCGAAUUGAAAGAUGUCGGCUGUCGUCGAAGUAAGAGAAACCGUGUUAUUAAAAAAUUCUUUUAA
This is a messenger RNA of Sabethes cyaneus, 4074 nucleotides long. RefSeq names its product transcriptional regulator ATRX homolog. The record is from RefSeq and is a predicted model, not a curated record. Gene Ontology annotation, molecular function: ATP-dependent chromatin remodeler activity; ATP binding; ATP hydrolysis activity. The transcript is spliced from 5 exons. Gene Ontology annotation, cellular component: nucleus. Lineage: Eukaryota; Metazoa; Arthropoda; Insecta; Diptera; Culicidae. The coding region runs from base 1 to 4074 and encodes 1357 amino acids.